CUCUCGCCCGCCCUUGCGUGGUGUAUUCCUAGUCCUCCACUCUCUCCGUGGUCCCUCCGACGACACCUGGGCCAUUAUUGGGACAUUCUACGACAUUUACGAACUGUACAAUGACUACACGCAGCGACCCCCGCAGGCGCCCCGAGCGCAAAGGGCGGCCGGCUAUCCGCGCUCUCGCUGAAGGUGGACUUUCCACUGCGACGCGGCCGACGGCAUCGCCCACACCAUCCGAGAGAAGAUCCCUGCGCACGAGAAUCCCCGCACCACGAUACCGACACGCCGCCCCGUCUGCGCCCUGGCCGUGGAUGGAGUUCGGUUCGUACCGCGACGCGCCCGUGUCGAUGGAGAACGUCGCGGACUUCCCGGACCACCCCGAGUGGAACGGCUACCCGCAGAGCCUGUUCGGCAACUGGAAGGCGACGCAGGUGGCGCGCAGCAAGAUGCUCACGAAUCUGCCCGCGGAGGGCAAGUGCGCGGUGUUCAAGGUUGAUGUGCAGCGGGACGGGAUGUUCAAGGAGUACGACCCGGAUCCGAUUACGGUGGAGAAGAACUAUGAUGAGUUUUGGCAUAAGCUGUCGCAUGAGAUGGAACAGAGGGACGAGGACGUCAGGGUCCGCGCGCUGUUCAUUCACAACAUGACAUUGCCGGUAUUGAAGAUGUUGGGUACAAACUAUAACAUCGAGCCUUUUUUCUUCUCUUCAUCAACAAACUGGAUACCCUCGAGAUACCAAGAGGACGUUCAAGAGAGCGGAGACCACAUCACUGUGACGCUCCCUUUCCUUCGCGCUGUCAUUGACCCUGCUGUAAAGCUCACGCAAGAACAACUAGCGAGAGUGCCUUUGGACGAGAGUUGUAUGCCGAAGAGCAAGCCAUGGAAGAAAAAGAAGGGCCAGGGCCAGCAGGAGGAGAAGGAGACCUACGACAUCGACACUCUCGCCCCGCUGACCCUUCGAUCCACCGGGCGUGUGCUGCUGCAAGACCUGCUCGCGCUACACAUGGUGCGCACGAUGGACUCGUGCACGGUCGUGUCGUACCACCCGAACAAGGGCGGGCGGACGUCCGCGCGGCACCUGCAGGACGUGUUCCAGAAGGCGGGCGAGAGCGUGUACUGGAACAAGAUCUUUGAGAAGUCGAACGACCCGACGUUCUGCUUCCUGGCGAUGAUGUGGUACGCGGCGUACGCGUGGGACGAGGCGCUCGAGGUGCUGUAUGCGCAUAUUACGUGGCUGGAGACAGAGGUGAUCACGACGAACGACUUUAACCUGACGCGCGAGCUGCACGCGAUCAACGCGCACCUGCUGCACUACUCGUCGCUGCUGUCGGACUUCCGGCUGUCCGUGCAGUUCAUCGAGAACACGCCGCACCCGGGCCUCGUGAACGAUCCCGAGGGCGCGGGGCUUCUGCCGAGCACGACGGGGAAGAAGAAGACGCUGAUGGAGCGGGAGUGCGCGAAUCUGAUGAUGGAGAUCGAGCGUCUGGAGGCGCUGAGGGAGACGCAGAACAGGCGGCUGAAGAAUGUGAUGGAUCUGGCAUUUGCUACUGUCAAUAUUGAAGACAGUAAACGCAUGCGGCGGCUGACCGAGGCGACUGUGCGCGACUCGGCGGCGAUGAAGCAGAUAUCAUACCUCACGAUGAUCUUCCUUCCUGCGAGCUUCGUUGCGGCGGUCUUUGGCAUGAACGUCAAGGAGAUCAACGAGGGCUCGCUCGAGUCGCUCGCGCACUACGCGGAGGCGGCGGUGAUCAUGACGCUCAUCACCAUCUGGGUGGUCGUCGCGCUCCAGAAAUACAGCCCACUGCACGCGACGGAGGGCGAUCGGUUCUGGCGGCGUAUCGCGUGGCCGGGGUACUUUGUGUAUAGGCAUACGAAGCGCAGCCUGGAUAUGCGGACGCAGAGGCGCGAGGAGGAUAUGGAAGGCAAGGGCCAUGAUCUGGAAGGGAGGCUGGACGAGGAGGAUGAUUACGGGGAUGAGACGCUGGAUGAGAAUGGUGAUAUUGAGGACGUGUGGAACGACCAUUUACGUGAUGAAAAACGGGAUACAGGGGCUGCUUCAAGCUUAUUGACUUCCGCAAGCGAGGUUAGUGGAAAGCCUCCGCCUCCGCCCGUCACAAGCGGGACGAUGAUGUCCCGAGCUGAUGAUGGCUUGUUGACUCCGGUCCUACGAUACCGACACGCCGCACCGUCCGGCCCCUGGCCAUGGAUGGACUUCAACGCCGACAUCAGUGCCAUGACACCCGAGGUGGAGGGUCCCCCGCCCGACCCGGUGAACCCCUGGAAGGGCUACCCGCAGAGCUUGUUCGGCAACUGGACGCCGGAGCAGGUGAAGCGGAGCAAGAUGUUCUCGAAUUUGUCGCACAAGGACCCGGACGCGACGUGCUCGGUGUACAACGUCGAUGUGUUGAAGGGGGGCAAGUUCGCGGGUGUUGAGUCGUAUAAUGUGAACGUGGGUCAGGAUGAAGAGCGGUUUUGGAAGGUUGUGCAGGAGGAGCGUCCGUCGGAUGUGCGUGUGCGUGCGUUGUUUGUGGAGGAUAUGUCGCCGCCGGUGCUGAAGAUGCUCGGGACAAAAUUCGUUAUUGAGCCUUUCUUCUUCACUUCGUCCGCCAACUGGAUACCAUCACGAUAUCAGGAGGGGGUGGACACGGGGCAAGGAGAUCAUAUUACGAUUACAUUGCCCUUCAUUCGAGCAAUGCACAAUCCCAUGACUGUUCCUCCAUCGCCGACGUCUGAGCCAGACGACAACGCUCCCGCACGGGCGUUGGCCUCGAAGAUGGUGUCUGUGUAUGACGAACAGCAAGUCAUCGAUACCCAAGCCUCCCUCACCCUCCGAUCCACCGACGACAUCCUCCUCCUCGACCUCCUCGCACUGCACAUGGUCCGCACACCCGGCUCAAGCACGAUCAUAUCGUACCACCCAGGGCACAAGUGGCAGCGCGUGUCCGCCAAGCGGCUCCACAUGCUCUUCUACAAGGCCGGGCAGAGCGUGUACUGGCGCAAGAUCUUCGAGAAGACGGACGACCCGACGUUUAUGCUCCUCGCGAUCUUGUGGUACGCUGUCUACGCAUGGGACGAGGCGUUUGAGAUACUGUAUAGGCACGUGAACUGGCUGGAAUCACGCGUGCUGACGACGAACGACAUCCACCUGACGCGCGAGCUGCACGUUAUCCAAGCGCACCUGCUGCACUACACGUCGCUCCUGAGCGAUUUUAGCAAGUCGGUCAAUUUUGUGCGCAAGACGGAGCAUCCGGGGCUGGCGAAGAUAUGCCCCGACGAGGACAAGCUCAAGCUCUCGAGGGAGCUUCUGGAGAAGGAGUGCAAUAACCUUCUUUCGGAGAUCGAGAGGCUGGAGGGGCGGCGGGCGAUGCAGAGCAGUCGGCUGAAGAACGUUAUGGAGCUGGCAUUCGCGACGGUCAAUAUCGAGGAUAGUAAGGACAUGCGCAGGUUGACGGAGGCCACUGUGCGCGACUCGGCGGCGAUGAAGCAGAUCUCGUAUCUGACGAUGAUUUUCCUCCCUGCGAACUUUACGGCGACUGUAUUCGGGAUGAACGUAGUCGAGAUCAACGAUGGCAGUCACGAGUCGCUCCGAAACUACAUCAUCGCGACGGUCAUCCUCACGACGAUGACGAUGUGGCUCAUCGUCGCGUUCCAGCAGUUCAGCCCGUUCCACGAGGAGGGCGAUCCGCUGUACAGGCGCAUACUGUGGCCUGGGCUGUAUCUGCGCAGGCGGUACCAGAGGCGGAGGGAGCAGCAGCGGGUAAUGAAUAACCUUGCGACGAGCGCGAAGGGGAUGCAGGAUCUGGAGAAGCUGGAUGCGUUGCAUAUUGAGACGAUUGAGAUGCCGAGUCUGCGGUAGGGUCUGAGUGCCUGUGUGCUGCUGGAUGUAUGAUGCAUUGAUUUGGGGGGACUAAGAUUGGUAUAUGAAUUGAC
Messenger RNA from Coniophora puteana RWD-64-598 SS2, 3922 nucleotides. RefSeq lists its product as uncharacterized. Gene Ontology annotation, cellular component: membrane. The record is from RefSeq and is a predicted model, not a curated record. Lineage: Eukaryota; Fungi; Basidiomycota; Agaricomycetes; Boletales; Coniophoraceae. Gene Ontology annotation, molecular function: cobalt ion transmembrane transporter activity; magnesium ion transmembrane transporter activity; cobalt ion binding. Gene Ontology annotation, biological process: metal ion transport; transmembrane transport. The transcript is spliced from 20 exons. Bases 111 to 3848 code for a protein of 1245 amino acids.